ACAUACACAUACAAUGUAAAUAAAAUGAAAUAAAACGAAAAACUAAACAAAAUUCCUGCUUUCAAUAGAAAUCAUUGAGGGGAAAUUCAAUUUUAAAAGGGAUAUUUCUGUGACAUGAAUUGCCUUUGCUAGAGCGUGUACGCUGCACAAUUAACUGUACAAUUUGGCAACACUUGGCAGCACUAUUACGUCAAACGUUUUACUGGGCGCUGUCAAAGAACUUUUCUCCGAGCACAAUGUCGUUCAAUCCCUUUCCCAUUGGUACCCAAUUGCACGUGGAGACCUGCUUUGGGGAUAGCAUUACUGGAGAGGUGGUCACUUACGAGCAUAGCGUCAAAAUGUUAAUAUUAAACUGUCCGAUCAAGGAUAGCAAGGGCAAAAAGUGUUGCAAUCAGAGCAUUGUGAAUUUAGACUUUUGCAAGAGCUUGAAAAUCAUACGUGAGGCCAAGGCAGCAGAUAAGCUGAACGAACAGCCGGCACGCCUCAAUUUGUUGCGCUUGGAUCAGCGUCUGCGACAAUCGGUGGAGCAACGUGAAAAUUUGCUGCGCAGCCGCAACGAGCAUGCCACACCGCGUGGCAGACAAUUGUUUAAUUUACUCUCCAAGCACUUCGGCAACAACGAACUCUCCUGGCAGCAGAACAAUAUAAUGGUGCUCCAACAGGUGACUAUUGUGCCACCCUAUCGCAUCUGCGACAUCAGCAGCAAACAGCACUUGCCAAAGCUCGUCAGCUACGUGCAACGCCUCGUCGAGAAGUUCAAUGCCCAGAAGGGGGAGCUGAAGGAGACAGGGGCCAGCAAAUAGAGAAGCGAAUGACACUGAUAUCAUCGGCCGGGACACUUGGCAACGACAUAAAAAUCAAUUAUAUAUAUAUGCUCAAUUUAUAUAUACAUAUCUACUUAUAUAUAUAUCUAGUUGCCUGGCACUUUGUUUGUCAACAAAAAAGCAAAAAACACAUUUCCAAAUACACAAAAAAAGCUUG
Drosophila hydei is the source of this 981-nucleotide messenger RNA. Its product is annotated as LSM12 homolog A. The record is from RefSeq and is a predicted model, not a curated record. Bases 237 to 803 code for a protein of 188 amino acids. The transcript has 2 exons. NCBI's taxonomy places the organism in Eukaryota, Metazoa, Arthropoda, Insecta, Diptera, Drosophilidae.